Aspergillus novofumigatus IBT 16806 is the source of this 756-nucleotide messenger RNA. RefSeq names its product class I SAM-dependent methyltransferase. The transcript has a single exon. Gene Ontology annotation, molecular function: S-adenosylmethionine-dependent methyltransferase activity. The coding region runs from base 1 to 756 and encodes 251 amino acids. The record is from RefSeq and is a predicted model, not a curated record. Lineage: Eukaryota; Fungi; Ascomycota; Eurotiomycetes; Eurotiales; Aspergillaceae.
AUGACAAUCCCCGCACAAUAUGAUAACCCGGCGUUCUUCGCCAAAUACUCCCAAUUGCCCCGAAACUCAGGCGGCCUGACAAAUAGUUUGGAAUGGCCCAUCAUAAGCCGCAACAUAGGCCAAGUGACCAACCAAACUGUGCUUGAUCUGGGCUGUGGCUAUGGUCAGUUCUGCGGCUGGGCCUCAGAAAACGGGGCUGCCUCUGUGCACGGUAUCGAUGCUUCUGCGAACAUGCUAGAAAAGGCGCGGGAGUUCAACAAUGCCGACAAUAUCACCUAUGAGCAGGGGGAUCUCGACUUGUCCCUGAAGCACCCCUUGAAACUCCGAGAAAAUGCAUAUGAUGUUGUGCAUAGCUCCCUGGCAUUCCAUUAUCCGAAGAACCUUGCAGCCACCUUCGCGGCUAUCUACAAAGCUCUGAAGCCGGGAGGCCGAUUUGUCUUCUCAGUGCAGCAUCCUACCUUCUCGGCACCGCGGACUCCAAACUGGGGUUCGCGAAAGGAUGGUGGAACGCCUUUUUGGGAGCUUGAAAGUUACGGGUCUGAAGGGCCUCGAACGGUUGAUUUUCUGGGCCACCCGCUCCACGUGUAUCACCGUACAAUGGAGACCUACGUCUCUUUACUAUUAGAGAAUGGGUUUACCUUGGUGGACUUCAAGGAGUGCAUACCUCCUGCUGGGGCAUUGCCAGAGGCGCAUCCGGAUUACGGAAAGGAGGGUCAUCGUCCUUUGUACUUGAUUCUUGCUGCUGAGAAGGGUUGA